Molecule: messenger RNA, 2085 nt
Organism: Austrofundulus limnaeus
Lineage: Eukaryota; Metazoa; Chordata; Actinopteri; Cyprinodontiformes; Rivulidae
Gene: lurap1
Product: leucine rich adaptor protein 1
Biological process (GO): positive regulation of cytokine production; positive regulation of canonical NF-kappaB signal transduction
Source: RefSeq, a predicted model, not a curated record
GGCUCAUUUGCGUUCAGUGGACGUGAAGAUUUUGCAGCAACUGCUUGCGGUCCACGAGGGCAUUGAGGCGGUGAAAUGGCUGAUGGAAGAGCGCAGCACGCUGACCAGCCACUGCAGCAGCCUGACCAGCAGUCAGUACAGCCUGGGCGAGGGCCCUGACACCUCCUGGAGAGGCUCCUGGAGCAGCCUGCAGGACCCCACCAAUGACAAACUAGACAACAUCUCCAUUGGUAGCUACCUGGACACGCUGGCUGAUGACCUGGACGAGUACUGCCCCUCGAGCUCAGAGUCGGUCAUCUGCACCACUACACCUCUAGCCUCAGAGGCGACAGCUGGGGGCCACUUAACAGGAGGAUCCAGGGUCCCAGGAUCUGUAACAGGACCUGGAGUGGGGUGUCGGUCUGGUAAUGAAACUGGGACAAAUGGCGAUGGAAGUCAGCCAGAGGCUAGAAGUGGACCUGGGAAUGGAGUGAGCAGUGUUGUCAACGGUGCUGCUAUUAGUGGAGCUGGGAAACCAGUGGUUUCUUCUCAACUAAGGUCUGACGGCUCCAAGCCAGAAGCUCCAGUUUGGACCAAGCCUGUAGAGACAGAAAGGGGAAACCCCGUUUUAAAGGACAGCAAGCAGACACCAGUGAGGAAGGCUAACGGUGUCCCGGAGAAACCGGCAACGCAAACAGGCAGCCCGGGUCGCAAAGGCCUCACGACGAAAACGGAAAACUGCCAAAGCCCCAAAGUUAAACCUUACAAAAACGGAACGAUUGACUUGGACACGGGCAAAAAGAACGGCAAAGUGCAUCUGGAGUACGACGCUCACUGGCACUGGGUGCAGUCCCAAGAAGAUGUGACUUUUUUGUAACUGCCGUGUGAAACUCACAGCGUGAGAAUUCCCUCAGUGAAAAAUGUUAACAMGUUUAACUCUUGUUCCCGGUCACGACUGCACCAACUUUCUACGAAACAUUGAUGUCAGAGUUAAGGUGGAUGCACGUUUUUCUCCACUUUUAGUCAGACAGGGCUGCCGAACACAAAUGUAGAAAAAUUACUUUAGUAUUUUAGUGCCAUGUUUUUAUUUUUUCCUCAGGGUAUUUUGGCAUGCCCCGGUUUUAUUUUAAAGGAGACAUAUCAUGCUUUUAAAUCCUUCUUUUUCACAUUUAAUUUAUUCAAGCUAAGCUUCUUUUUAUUUUAACCAUCUAUUUUAGGAACUUCAGUUCACUAAUGAUUAUGAUUCAAGUAAAUUGGAGUCAAAACUAUUUUGAAUGCUAUAGAAAGGAGUGAUUGUUGGUGGGAUCACUGUUAUUAGGGACUUCGAUAAAUGCGCUGCCCGAUCUCAGCAGUGCGUGGGUCAGGUUUUUGUGAAAUUUUUUUCGCUCGUUUUCAUGCUUACUCUCCACUUAGCAUUUCGAAAUCUAUCUUACGGUUUUAUAUAGUUUGUUUUCUGCUUUGGUUUGAAAAAUCGUUGCGAAAUUGUGACGCGCACUAUGUCUACGGAGCUCCUCACUUCUUUUAUUUAUAAUGGAAGUCAAUGGAGCUCUUGCUUCCUAAUUUUCAGCCUUUAAAGACCUCUAAAUCGUUAAUGGGUGGUCCGAUUUUAAAAAACUAAAUAGUUUUGGAAUCUGUACACAGAGCCUUGUGAGUACAAAAAGGAAAAACAGCUCUAAAAUAAGUUUGAAAUUUUUUUAUCAAAGUCCCUACUGUUAUUUUACACGCUCUAAGAGGAUAAUUUUGAGAGAGUUUGUUUCUCUACUAAAUUUCCAAGCUGGUUUUCCAGAGCAGGCGUGAUGGUCAGCAGUGCUCAAUCAUUCAUUCAAAAGGUGGCAUCAACUCAACCAAGAAAACCAUUAAACAACAACCAAAUAAAUCUUAAACAACUUGGACGUCUGUCUAGGCUUCACCGUUUCCAUUGAAGUACAACAAUUUAAAAGAUCGUGCAGACUGAUGGUGUUAGCAGGAAGGUUAGAGUGUGUCACCCCCACUAGUAACUAGUGUUAGUUUUUAUCUUAAGUUUCUGUUCAGAGCCUGCUAGGAAUGCGCGAUAUAAACGAUAUACGGUAGAAACGAUAUAAAUUUGUCCUAUGAUAGAGAUCUGUA